Messenger RNA from Musa acuminata subsp. malaccensis (wild Malaysian banana), 1041 nucleotides. RefSeq names its product zinc finger protein 1-like. Lineage: Eukaryota; Viridiplantae; Streptophyta; Magnoliopsida; Zingiberales; Musaceae. Gene Ontology annotation, molecular function: transcription cis-regulatory region binding; DNA-binding transcription factor activity. The record is from RefSeq and is a predicted model, not a curated record. Gene Ontology annotation, cellular component: nucleus. Gene Ontology annotation, biological process: regulation of DNA-templated transcription.
AUGGCCGUGGAUGCUGUAGAUGCCGCCGCCAACCGCGACGAGACGCCUCCGCCGUCGCCUUCCCACCUGGCGGAGUCGCACGCGAAGAAUAAUCGAUCGAGGAGCCACCACUCCUCCUCCUCUCCCUCUCCCUCCUCUUCCGUAGCCCCUGAGAAGGAUGCUGAUGACCGCCACCGCCACCUCUUCAGCAAAGAUGAAAUCUACGCCGCCUUUUGCCUCGUGAUGCUUUCCAGUGGCGGCUUCGGUGGGGAAAGAGGUUUCGAACAUGACGUUGUGUUGCCGACGUCGGAGCAGCCUCUUCAGUCCUACGAUCCAGCGCAGGAGCAGCAGACGCAGAGAUCACCUCUGAAGAAGCCACAGACGCUGCCUUUGGGGGAGCAGCAGACGCAGAGGUCGCCUCUGAACGAGCCGCUAACGCUGAUGUUGUCUCUGAAGGGGCAGCAGACGCUUGAGAAGCCACCUUUGGAGGAGCAGCAGACGCAGGCGAAGACGUCGCCUUUGAACGUCAAUUCCUACAUCUGCUCCGAGUGCGGGAAGGGGUUCCCGUCCUUCCAGGCCCUCGGGGGACACAAGACCAGACACCGGAAGAAGGCGUUGGCGACCCUGAAACUAGAAGAGGCCGGUGAGGACGCCGCCUUUUCUGUCUCGACCAACGGCGCCGCCUCAGCCGUGGCUGCAGGAGACGGAAAACCUCACGAGUGCAAAGUGUGCCACAAGUCGUUCUCGACAGGGCAGGCGCUGGGCGGGCACAUGAGGCGCCACUACGACGGCGUUGUUGGCGGCGGCCGCUCCACCGCAAGCAGCGGGGUGACGAUGGCGGCGGUGUCAUCUUCGGCCGCAGCGGGCUCCGGGAACGACCGGUGGUUCGACCUGAACCAGUUGCCAUCGCCGCCACAGUUUCCGAAGAGGAAGGAGGCUGAGGAGGAGGUGACCAGCCAUCUGGCGUCCGUCCCGAAGAAACCCCGUCUCUCGACGGCCGGCAUCGAACCACCACCACCACCACCACCGCCACCGCCACCGACCUUGCAUAGCUUCUUCUGA